AUGUCGUCCAAACGCGAGCUCUCAGACGUCGACGAGGGCGAAAUUUCAGAACCUGGCCCAAAGCGACCAAGGAAACAAACUGGCGCCACGCCUCGACACCAGCACCAAAACUCGUCAAUAGAUCCAACAUGGGGUCAAAAAUACGUCUUUUCGAGCCUGGAGGAUGCAACCACGAUUCCCUAUGGCGAGGAGUCUGAUUUCGAGGAUGAUGCCGACGCCAUGGCAUAUCUCAUGUCGGUCAGAAAACAAGCGUACAACAUUCCUCAUUUGCUCGUUGCGCCAAAGGUCCAAAUUGGACCACAGCUUCCACCAGAGCUGCAAGAUGAGAAAGACGACGACGACGAAGACGGCGAGGAAGGCGAAAUCGAUCGGACCAUUUAUACCAAUGGGAUCGGCGACAGUAGGGGAUACUACGACGAUGGGGCAUACAUUGCCAUGCCAGAAGACGAACCAAGAGCCGAGAACGAGGCUGGAGAUGAGGCCGAUAUCGAGUGUGAUGAAAAGGAGCUUCACGAAGCGUAUUUCUCUUCGAUCAUGAGGCAAUAUAAUCGCCUUCGCAAAACCCUACAUUCAGAACCGCCGUCAGACGCCUCAAAAAAACUAUCUUCCACACAAGCCACCUACGCCGCACCGUUCGGUCCAAAAUCCAACACCAACAAAACAUGGGCAAACAUCAUGCGCAACACAGAUCCGCACCCACUCCAACUAGCGCUCAUGUCCAAAGAAACGGUAAUUCGCGUUCUGCGCGUCCUCAUAGGAGGUACGUUCCUGCGACGGGGCCACACUCUGUCUGAAAGAACGAGUCAAUGGCUCUGGGGGCUCCUUGCACGACUCCCUGACCGUGGGGAGCUCAAUCAUGCUGAGAUUGGAUGGAUACGAGACCUUGGUCGACGUGCCGUCUUGCUGGGUAGAAGUUUGGCUGAAAUGGCAGCCUUACGAGACGAGUUGGAAGACGGACAGUUGGGAGUGAAUGAGGCGGUGGACGCGAGCAGCAGCGACGAGGAUGUGGUGGGGGUUGAUGCCGAUUAUUUAGACGACAUGGAUAGCCCAGAUGAAAAUGAUACCCCGGCGGAGGAAGCUACCAAGGACAGAGAUGGUGAGAACGAAGUUACCAAUGAUAAGGAUGGUGAGAAAGAAGUUGGCGAGAUUCAAGAAUCUGAGGCCGGAGACGUAGCCAUGGAUAUAGAAUCUGGCUCUGACACGGAUGGCGAUGGCGACGCCGAAGAAGGUGAAGCUGAUGAAGACCUAGAAGCCGCCAAGAGAGGCUUACUAGCUCGUCUGGCUGCCUCUGCUUCCGAUACAGAGCUGGAAGUGGAUUCUCAGGAGGAAGCUAGAGUGCGAUUACGCAUGAAUAUGCGUGCUACGCUCACCAUGAUUUUAACGGUUGCUGGGGAGUUUUACGGCCAGCGAGAUCUGUUGGAGUUUCGGGAACCCUUUGUGGGAAUGUAA
Pochonia chlamydosporia 170 is the source of this 1449-nucleotide messenger RNA. RefSeq lists its product as hypothetical. The transcript has 2 exons. Lineage: Eukaryota; Fungi; Ascomycota; Sordariomycetes; Hypocreales; Clavicipitaceae. The record is from RefSeq and is a predicted model, not a curated record. Bases 1 to 1449 code for a protein of 482 amino acids. Gene Ontology annotation, cellular component: SMN complex; nucleus. Gene Ontology annotation, biological process: spliceosomal snRNP assembly.